AUGGCAAGGAUGCUACUCAGACCCGAGAGAGGGCCAGAUGGGACUGCUCCGUCCAUGGGCAGCGGACAUAUCCUGUGUGAUAAGCUGGGUCUUCUAGCUGCUCUGGCUGUUGCUUGUAUCGUCGACCACACUGGAGGUAGUGCAAGUUACCGCACUCAGGACGCCAGUGAGGGUCAGGCUGGUUAUGUCCAGGCUCAGGGUGCUGGCGAAACACACGGUAUGGGUCAGAAGUCACACGCCAGUGAGAGUCAACAAUCACACUCUGGUAUGGAGUCCCGGUCCCAGGGGCUGAAGCAGUCCAGUCAAUCCUACAGUUCUUCAUACAGCAGCGGAAGAAGUUCCAGCAGCCAAUCCUACAGUUCAUCUAGCAAGCAAACACAUGGUGAUGCCAUGAGGAAAUCCAGUUCCGCCUUGGAAGGCCAAGGUCAGCCAGACCGCGGUGAAGGUCAAGGGGGUUUAAGAGGUCUAUCCAGCGCUUCUGGAGCCGGGCAAUACAGCUCAAGGGGUCAUGGGAGUUCCAGCAGACAGUCGCAUAGUUAUAGUGGUCAAACUCAAGGCGGUUCUACGGGAAACUCCUCAAGCUCAGGGGGUCAGAGUAGUUCCAGAAGACAAUCGUAUAGCAAUGGAGGUCAAACUCAAGCCGGUUCUAUGGGCAAAUCCUACAGUUAUGGAGAUCAAGUUGAAGGAGGUACCAUGGGAAAAUCAUAUCGCUCUGGCGGCCAAAUUCAAGGCGGUACCAGAAAUCCAUCGAUGGGCAAUCGGGCUCCACUGGGAAGUCAUACGGCUCUGGGAUCACAGUUGAGCGUCAGGUUCAUGGAGGUUCCCGUGCUGGGUCACAACUGGUCAAAAAGAGCGAUGGACAGUCUUUGUUAUUUAAGUUGGAGUAUACAGACGAGCAGAGAAUUCAGCAUCUCAACAGCCAGCGUGAAGCAGCCAGGAGAACUGGAGGAGGGUACAGUGUAG
This is a messenger RNA of Haliotis rubra (blacklip abalone), 963 nucleotides long. Its product is annotated as hornerin-like. The record is from RefSeq and is a predicted model, not a curated record. The coding region runs from base 1 to 963 and encodes 320 amino acids. Lineage: Eukaryota; Metazoa; Mollusca; Gastropoda; Lepetellida; Haliotidae. The transcript has 3 exons.